Messenger RNA from Contarinia nasturtii (swede midge), 2511 nucleotides. Its product is annotated as zinc finger protein 567-like. The record is from RefSeq and is a predicted model, not a curated record. Gene Ontology annotation, biological process: regulation of transcription by RNA polymerase II. Gene Ontology annotation, molecular function: RNA polymerase II cis-regulatory region sequence-specific DNA binding; DNA-binding transcription factor activity. The transcript has 7 exons. Bases 218 to 1549 code for a protein of 443 amino acids. NCBI's taxonomy places the organism in Eukaryota, Metazoa, Arthropoda, Insecta, Diptera, Cecidomyiidae.
CUUGAUACUAUUUCAAACGUCAAAAAUACCGCUGUUUGACUACAUCGCAAUUUUUCGCAUUGGAACAUUUUCAUCAAGACAAUCGAUAGAUUUAAUUAAUCAACGAACAAUAAUCGACCAAAAUAGAAAUAAAAAGCGGACGGAUCAGAAUUGACAUUGAAAGUAGAAUUUAUCUAUGUGCAUAUUUUGACAAGCAAAGGAAAAAGUUAAAUCAACGAUGUUUUCGUUCACAAACACAACGAUGCAAACAAAGCGAGAUUGGAUCGAUUUGGUAACGGAGAUGCUUUGGGUCAUUGAACGGGAGACAAAGUUCACAUUAAAAGCCGUCAAUGAAGACUUUAAACAAUCGGGACUGUCAUUUGAUAUGGAGUUUCGCAAUCAUUUCUUGCAAAUCAUUUAUAACAGGGUUGCUAAAACGUAUGAUCAAUUUCAAAUGAAUUUGGAAUUUGAAGAGCUGAGAAAUGACCUCGAAUCGAGUGAGGUAGAUAGGAUGAUCGAACACCAAUUUUUACCAGAUCGACCAUGUUUGGCUCAGAAACGAAAGAUUUCAUGCGAUUUGAAUGCAAAUAAUCAGACGUUUUUGGUUAAAAGACCCAAAGCAGACGAAGGCAUGAUGAUGAUUGAAGAAUACAAUAGCCAAUCGGAAGACGAAAAUAAACCAGAAGCAUAUGAUGAAAGCAUUGUACUAAUCGAUGACGAUGAUGCUGAUUUUAUCGCUGCACAAACGGCGCUAGAAACCACAAGUGACCAGGUGAAAAAAGCAACACCGGAAAAACCAAAAGUGACAACUGUAAUGGAAAAAAUCACUGAAGCGCCAUCAAAGUCGAAAAAGGCACCAGACGCCAAUAAUAUUCCAGGAGCUACUCCGAAAACUUCAACGCGUAAAAAUACUCAAAGAGAAACACCCGCAAAAAUUACAAACGAAGUCAAAAAUAGCUUUCAAGCUAAAUUAUUACGUCCAGCUCCAGCUUCAGUGAAGAAAUCCCGGAUGAUGGAACUCGACAAAACCGAAACUAAAAGCGAAUUGAAUGCAACAAAAUCAGCCGAAACAAGGGACGAUAACACAUCUAAUGCUACACCAAAUGGAAAAGCAAGCGAAAGACCACCGUCAAAAAAGUUGAGGCGCCAAAGUAAUAAAAAAGUAAUGAUUCACAAGUGUGAUAAAUGUAUUUAUAAAACUGGUACCUCCAGUCAUUUCAAACGACAUAUGAUGGCACAUCUAAAUAGACCAUUUUGUUGUCAGAGAUGCACAAAAAAAUUCACGGAACAAGAUCUUCUCGAUAUGCACAUGAAAAUUCAUGAGAAUCAAUGUAUAAAGUGCCAUAAAAGAUAUAAAGAGAAAUCGGCUUUGGAAGAACACGAUAAACGUUGUAAUUGGAAACAAUAUGAAUGUUAUUUGUGUAGAUAUCAUAACUAUAGAAAAUAUCAAUUGGUAUCGCAUAUGGCAAACAAACACACUGGUGUUAGGCCAUUCAAAUGUAAACAUUGUAGCUAUGCUUCUGCAACAAAACCUUGUCUCAUCGCACACCAGAAAGUCAAACAUAAAUAAAAUAUAUGACUUUGUUUUUACAUUUUUUGUUUUUUAUGCCAAUCCAAUGAGAGAUUUUCCAGCAAAUUUUUUUUUGGUUUUUCAAUGCCAUCAGAUUAACAAAGGCAACACCAAUUCGAAAAUGGUCAAAGCUACAUUACACAUACUCAUUUUGACGGUGUGUGCGUAGCACAUCACAUCUUCUAUUAAAUUGCGACAAAAAGCAUCAUACAGUAGACACAAGUACGCGUGUCGAAAAGAGAAUGCCGCCUUUACAUUUGUAUUUUCCAAUCAAUCGUUUACUCUCACUCUCACUCUCACUCACUCGCUGUCCGAUCACCGGCAUCAAUACAAUCACCUGUCCGUGUAUUUGUGUAUUCUCUGCACCAAGUCAAUAUUGACAUCUACAGCCAAACUAACCGCCAAAUUUACUGCAAGUGUCAUCGUUAAAACAACGAAUGUCUUAUAUCUGGUGAAAACUUCCGAAAAGACAGCACGAACGGAAUCAUUGAGUGACGAAGGUAAAAAAGCCGAAUAAAACUCGAUCAAGGACUUCAAACUGGAACAAAAUAUAUCGCAGCAUUCGGAUUGAAUAUUAAGAUAAAAGAUGGAAAAAAGCGUAUCACAAUUACACAGAGAGCUCAGUGAACAGUUCCUCCAUUUCGAUCGAAAAUGCCUGCGCAAAUUUAGUAUGAACAACAACGAAGAAUCAGCAAUGAAUUUGCUUAAAUCAACAGUUGAAAAGGCGGUAUGUGAUGUUUUAUAUACACAUGAAAAAAUAAAGUCAAAGAUCUUCGAAUUUGAGAGCAAAGGUGGUUUGGAUAUCUCACUCUUUGGUGAUAUCGAAUUAAUUAUGGAAAAUAAUGACGGCCAAUCGAUGCUAUUUCAGCCAGAUCCGGCUGAUUGUAAAGGGAAACUGCCAAUGGACGACGCAACUCCAUUAACAAGACUCAAGUCGGACUCUGGUAUUUACACUGAUUUGG